CCAUUUGGCUUCGAUGUAAUGUGCAAUUGACCCAAAUCGCCAAGAGGACAUAAAUUCGUGACUACUUUUCGAACAAACAAAUGGCGACAAUCUCUUUUGGAACGACUAAAACGCUUUUUGUGUUUAUGAAAUGGAAGUGAGCUGUCUCUUUGUGAAGAAGUAGAAAAAUUGUGACGUUGAGUGAUGUUAAAGAGAAGUCGUAGAAACAAGCAAAAAUUAUCGUGUCGACAAUUCAAAACUGACUUCAAUGAAAAACAAUAUUUUGUGAGAAAUUGAUUGAAAUCUUAUUUUGUAUAAACUUGUUUGCAAAUCUCAAAAAUGGAAGAACAUCCGUUAGUGUGCUACGGUGACCAUCAAAGUCUUGCCAAUGCGCUGUCAAAUCAUGAUAUAGAUUCAUUUCGUCGUGCACUACAUUCCCCCACGGAAGUUGAAAAGCGUGACAUCGAGUCGUCGAUGACGAUAUUUGAAAAGGCGUGUCAAACGCCCAACUGUGCCCAAUUCAUUGAAGAGUGUAUUUUGGCCGGUUGCGAUGUGAAUAAGUUGAAUUCCGAACUCAAUAAGCGACCAAUCAAUUUUGUUGUUGAUUCGCAUUGCGUCGAUAAUUUGGCUGCAUUGCUACGAGAUCCAAGUGUAGACGUGAAUUCAAAGGGGCCAUCGCUUAAAACACCCGUUAAUUCGCUUGCCGAACAGAUAACCAACGAAAAUUUUCGAAACGUUUUUCCGUGUAUUAAAUUAUUGAUUCAACACGGAGCGGAUGUAAACGUACCAGAUUGGCGAGAGACAACCCCAAUCGUACACAUUCUCAAGAAUCGUAAUUUAAGUGCGGCCAAUAAAGAAGUGAUUGUAAAAUAUUUACUUCAAAAUGUGGUUGAAGUUGAUAUCGAUUCGCAUCGAAAUGGUGAAGCACGAAAAUUACUCCAAAAAUCACUGCCCGAAAUUGAGUUGAUGCCAAAAUCAACUGAAACCACACUGCCAAAUAGUACAUCGUCGCAUAGACAAUGGAAUUUUAAUCAUCUAUUUCUCGCAUUGAAAAAUGAACAAGAAGAUGAAUUUCUGCAGGGAAUUCAACAAGUGGCUGAGCAAAACCCGAUGACAAUGCAAGAAUUAUUUACAGCCGCCGAAAGCAGACAGACAUUACUGAUUGUGGCUGUUGAAAAAGAUUUGGUGUUGGCCAUAAAGAAAAUGCUCCAGCUCGGCGCUGAUGUUAAUUUCUUUGUUGAUACAACGAGAGACACAAUGUCACCGGCAAAAUGUGCAUGCAUUCGUGGUCACUGGCGAUCGUUGGAAAUACUUUUGAGAGCACCUGAAUUGGAUUUGAAUUCGGCUCCUUUAUUACCCAUCACCGUGAAGAAUUUGGGUGAAAAACCGACGAAAGUUUGUGACUACGAAAGAUGCUUUGAAAUGCUUCUCAGUCACCGAAACAUCGAUGUGAAUCAAAUGGAUAUGAAUCAUAGUACGGCUCUGCAUUAUGCGGUCAAAUUCAAUAAUUCCCGAGCUAUUCUUGAGCUAUUAAAACAUGGCGCGUAUGUCGGAGUGCAAAAUGUUCACAAUCGAUUAUCAAUUUGGAAUAUAAAUCCACAGGUGCUUGAAAAGCAUUUCGACUCUUGCAUCACAACCAAUGAAUUUCGACGGAGUGAUGAUAGCUUUGAGAUUGAGUUUGACUAUAAAAAUUUAAUUCCACUUCAUCAUCACCACACCGACAGUAUCACAGAUGAAAUGACAAGCAUCGAAUAUAUUUCGAAAUCAAAAGAACACAAGCAAUUGCUGAUGCAUCCGCUAAUUGCAAGUUUUUUGUCAUUAAAAUGGAAUCGCCUGGUGCUAUUCUUCUACAUCAAUUUU
Molecule: messenger RNA, 1839 nt
Organism: Contarinia nasturtii (swede midge)
Lineage: Eukaryota; Metazoa; Arthropoda; Insecta; Diptera; Cecidomyiidae
Product: transient receptor potential cation channel protein painless-like
Exons: 4
Molecular function (GO): protein binding
Source: RefSeq, a predicted model, not a curated record